ACCUUUAGGAGGAAGUACUCUCAUUUCAUGGUUGAGAGCUGCAUAGUUGAGGAUCAUAGGAACUAGGACGAGGAGGGAGACGUAGAAGAGCCGCUUUACCACUGGAAACCACUUCACUCCGUCGCUACGACGCGGCCUGCGAUUGCUGGGCUGAAAUCUCGGAUAUUCCUCCGUAGUCUCCCCGGAAUCGGCAUCUCUAGGUGCAGGACUGACGCUUUCAGCGACGCUUGCAGAGCCUUCUCCCUUGUUCGUCCUCUUUCGAGGCAACAUACUACAACACGAUUUCAAUAUUUCUGUGUAACCCACGUGGGUAUUUCGCUCAAUUAGAAAAUACACAAAUGGCAUCUUCAGCGUUUUCUGACUGGCUGUGCGUAGUACUAGAGACCGCAGGUGUGGACGGAGAGGUGUAUGGAGGAUACAUCAGCGGCAGUCUGGCCGCCAUGACCGGUUCCCCGCGGGAAGACGUGGAGGAAACGGUUCAGGACAUCCUUUCUGGGUGUUUGGAAGAGGAGGAGGAGAAGUGUAAGCAGUUGUGUGUGGAGAUAGUUGGAGAGUGGAUGACGAGAGAGACAGAGAGACUGGCAGCUGAAGCAAAGGAGGAGGAAGACAAGGAAAAAGAUGAAUCUAUGGGUGUUCCAGUCAGCAACAGCAGUAGAGGCGAGAGAGACAAGAAGAGAGAUGACCCCGUGGCCCUGAUAGGUGGACUCUCCGUCUCAGACAAGAAGAGACUAGUGGCUCAGUAUGGAGAUCUGUCCAAUGAUGAGGAUGAAUUAUAUCCUCCUUUCAACAUGUAUGAUCGUGAGGAUGAUCCUGGAGGGGGCGGAGGCUCACGAUAUUGCCACCACUCUCGAAACCACGCCCCAAAUAUGGCUGAAGUGUUUGAGAACAUGAAUGCCCGACUGGUGUCGCAAGCCGAGAGGGAGAAGAAGGAGAAGGAGAAGGCGGCCCACGAGGUGAAGGUGGAGAGAGACCGCAAUAAUAGAGAGGCUCAGAAACAGAAGGGUCUGGACCGCAAGGAAAAGGAGAAGAAACGGACCCAGAAACACGAGAGACGGAGAUAGCAUAACAUACCCGAAUAUUCGGUUCAAUUCGGACAACAUUCAAUUCCUGAGACAUAAUGGACUGUCGCGCGACAAUGAUUCGUGUUUAGGCGCAUGCGUGUAUUAAAAUGUGAGCGCA
Molecule: messenger RNA, 1179 nt
Organism: Geodia barretti
Lineage: Eukaryota; Metazoa; Porifera; Demospongiae; Tetractinellida; Geodiidae
Source: the annotation of a GenBank genome assembly